Oreochromis niloticus (Nile tilapia) is the source of this 1610-nucleotide messenger RNA. RefSeq lists its product as uncharacterized. Lineage: Eukaryota; Metazoa; Chordata; Actinopteri; Cichliformes; Cichlidae. The record is from RefSeq and is a predicted model, not a curated record. The transcript is spliced from 4 exons. Bases 770 to 1462 code for a protein of 230 amino acids.
AUCUAUUAGUGAGGACACAUUUGUUGACAUAGUAGCUUUUUAAGGUAACUUUUCCAAUGAUCUUUAUUUAUUUAUUUGUUUAGAUGGCAACAGACCAGAGAACCUGAAUGACACCAUUACUCUGGAGCCUUGCCCUGCUGCAUCAGCUGAAACAUCAAGCCAUCCACCUCACCCCUCCUCCUCCACGUCCACCACUAUGUACAACCAUUACUCCAGCUCUUGGGUCUCACACUUACAGAUUCCUUGGGAAAGAUUUCCACUCCGACUGUCGCAUGCUAUCACAAGAGGGGACAGAGCUCAUCCAGAGGACAGGAGAAGUAUGGUUAGAAUUGUUGUGGAGGCCAUGCAAGUUCACUGCAGGAACCCUAAACGUGCAUCUUGUGAAGAAGUUGCUAAAAUCAUUGUAAACAGAUACCCUCAAACAUUUGCAGAUUUUACUGAAAAGGGAGAAAGACUGGGUUGUGGACAUUAUUCACUACUAAGAAGCAUCAAAUCUAGAGUUGAACAUGUUAAUCGAGAUAAUACAACACAUAGACUUCGUCAAACAAAGAGAACCAGGAAUGAGGAAGACUGAAGUCCCAACAGUAAUGCAACCUCACCUGAAAAAGUUAGAUGCCUUGUUGAUCGCUAUGGUUGUAUAAAUUGGCAACCAGUUGAACUUCCUGAGGGGGAAACGCCAGCUUCUUUAGAGGAAAAGAAGCACAUCUUGUUAACAAUUUUUAAUUCAGAAGGACCUGGAGCUGUGGAGAGACCUGAUGUGGAUGACUUCAUGUCCCUCACAUAUAUUUCUCAGUGGCAGGUUAUCAACAGUUGUCCCUCACUUUCAGUAGCUGAAAUUCAGGAGCAGUGGCCAUUCUUGUUUACUCGGAAAGGUCUUUCGAACCACUUUUACAAACUCACAGGCAUUGAUAGCAGUGAGCGCUUAGGUCAGGCCCUCAUAACCAAAGGCAGAAGGAUUAUUAACUAUUUCUCCAGCCAGAAGCUCAAAUGGAACCUUGGUAUAAGGACACUCAUCCAACAGAUAGAAAGUGAGGGAGUUUUGACCAACAACAAGGUUGGCACAGCAACCAUACUUCUCAUGAUGAAGUAUUACAAGGAAGAUGAAGACUCCCUCUUUGUCUUAGCAGAUGAAACAUCUACCAGGAUGUCCCUUGAAGCAGAGAGCAACCUGCCAAUCGCUCCAAGGCUGAUUAUGCUUGGACAAAGUUCAAUGACCGCCACCUGCUGGAUGGUGAGUGCAGAGGGGCGUGUAAUUGUUGAGCUGGACAAAGAGAACACCUUUGCUGAUGCGAUGUCAGUCUUCUUUGGUUCAUUCUAUGUAUUGAACCUGGAAUACCAGGAGUCAGCGUGUGCAACAUUGGAACUAAUUCAGAGGUUUUUUGUAAGGAUAAACCCUGAAGAGGGAACAAAAUGUACCUCCAAGGUUGGGACAAGCAGAAAGACUGGGACCGCUGUGAAGUGAAAGGUUGCUCACAUUAACCCUCAUGUCACAACUUUCCUCCAGUGGCUUACUGAAUUUGAGUGGAAAACUUCAAAUUAGGUAACUGUUUUUGCCAUUUUUAGUGAAUUUCUUGUAUAAUUUAAGUGACCAAUGUGUUGUUACCUGUGUC